Anastrepha obliqua is the source of this 9739-nucleotide messenger RNA. RefSeq names its product diacylglycerol kinase theta. The transcript has 19 exons. Gene Ontology annotation, molecular function: RNA binding; ATP-dependent diacylglycerol kinase activity. Lineage: Eukaryota; Metazoa; Arthropoda; Insecta; Diptera; Tephritidae. The coding region runs from base 1656 to 6449 and encodes 1597 amino acids. The record is from RefSeq and is a predicted model, not a curated record. Gene Ontology annotation, biological process: diacylglycerol metabolic process; lipid phosphorylation; intracellular signal transduction.
CGAGCGAGCACACAGAGCACCAGCGGUGUGCUCUUCGUACGGGUAGCACACAGAAGAAAAACUGAAAAUUCACACAAAAACUUUGUACCUACCGAAAAGAAAUUUUCAUUAACCAAAUAGACCUAUUCCGUUUCAACAACUAUCGUGAAAAAAAUUAAUAAAGCUAAAAACAAUUUAAGUGCUUAAUCAAAAAUAGGAGAACUAAAAACCAAACGAAAAAUCGUCAUUACAUUUUUUUUAAAUAGAAAACGAAUAAAACGAAAACGCGUAAAAUUAACCAAAAAACUUAAUACAUUGAUAUCGGAUUAUGUGUGCUUUUAAUUUUUAAUUUAGUUAAGUACGGAAACGGUAAAAAUGAAGUGAAACCAAUGUGUGAAAAUUCUCAUUAAACAUCAGUAGAAGCAGCAGGCAAGUUUGGGUAUAAAAAAAUUGUCUAUACCCAGCAUGUGAAAGGAAAAAAUCAAAUCCCAUUUCCACGCACUUAUAUAUGCAUAUACAUACAUCCUUACAUAUAUUAUAUGUGAAAACAGUGCACGAACGGGGGGAAACGAUCAGUGGUGCACGAUGAAAAUCAGCAAAUCAGCAAGGCAAGAGUGCAGCAAAUGAGUACAUACAUACAUAUGUAUGGCAGAUAAAAUGGAAAAUUUCUUUUGAAAAUUGCGAGAACUACUUUUUUGCGGAAUACAAAUUCUACGGUGAAUAUUUAUAGAAACCCCCAAAAUCACUUAUGAAUCUACCAGUAGGUGAACAAGAGUAAUACAUAUAUAACGGUAGAAAGGGACAAAAGUGCAGUGUAAGGCGCAGAUCAAUUGAAUUUGAUGGGAGCAGUUGAAGCAGCAUUUGCGGGCGCUAUAAAAAGUCACUGGGUUCUUUUUUGGUUCCAGGUUCCAGCCCAAAUGUCUGGAUGAAGCAUACAAAUGGAUGAAAAUGCCGCCGUCGCUGUCAUUUCUGUCUUCGUCGUCGCCAUUUUGUCAUCAUUACUAUCGAGAUCAAAAACAACAACACAAAAAGCUAACCCAGCAGAAAAGGGCAACAAAACAGCAGGUGCUAACACAAAAGCUAGAAGAGAAAACGCACAGCAAAAAAAUAUUAAUAAAACAACGCUCAAAAACGGACCAGGCCAUCGGGAAGUCAGCAUUAUUUAUUCAGAAACACUUUUUACAGCUUAUGCAGAAGAUAGAGAAAGUAGCAGAGAACUUCCAACAGUCACAGGUGCCAUUGCCACAUCGACAUCCGCAGCUCGCGAAAGAAGUAAGACGAUCUGCGAUUUCCCAUUUCUACAGUUGUUGUUCGCUGGAGAUAGGAACAACAACGGGAUCAGCACUAGCAGCCACAGCGGUAUAAGUAAAAGCUUUCACGAAAAUCCAUACAAAUUGUCCGAUUUGAUUUUGCGGAGUUGAGUGCUCACGUAUGCUACAGAAAAUAUUCAAGUGAAACAUAAGGCCGUAAAUACACGUGGGAGGAAUUAACAGGAGUAAAGUUACCUAUUCAAAUAAAUAACUAACUGACGGGAAAGUAAAGUAGACAUUACAAGAAACUUCUAAAUUAUUGAUUGUGGAUGGCCGCUGUCGUCGUUAUUUUGUUGUGUUAGUACCGACAACGUGCGAUCUAGCGAUACAUCCAAAGUUCGAGAGUAUCCAUAUAGAACGCGCAAAAUGGCGGAUGGAGGACAUACAUUCGUAAAGAAGACAUUUGGAAAGCCUACAUAUUGCCAUCAUUGUUCGGAUUUAAUUUGGGGCAUUAUUCAGAUCGGGUACAUAUGCGAAGUGUGCAAUUUCGUCAUACACGAUCGCUGUGUCUCAAAUGUAGUUACGCCAUGCUCUGGUAUUGCUCCCUGUAUAAUAAAGAACCCUGUUGCUCACUGCUGGUCUGAACCAACUCAUCAUAAAAAGAAAUUCUGCACUGUUUGCCGUAGACGAUUGGAUGACAGUCCCGCGGUGCACUGUUUAAUUUGCGAAUAUUUCGCUCAUCUUGAGUGCCAAGAUUUUGCUGUGCCUGAUUGCACGGAGAAUGCGACGUAUGUACCCGGCAAAGAACUACAGAGCGUGAAACAUCAGCAUCAUUGGCGAGAGGGCAAUCUACCACCGACGUCUAAAUGCGCCUACUGCAAGAAAACGUGCUGGUCAUCGGAAUGCCUGACAGGCUAUCGCUGCGAAUGGUGUGGCAUGACAACGCAUGGAGGAUGUCGCAUGUACCUGCCGACCGAAUGUAGUUUUGGUGUGCUCCAACCCAUCUAUUUACCUCCACAUUCGGUCUCUAUACCACGCACCGAGGUGCCAAUUGAAGCUAUCAUUGGCGUACAAGUAAAGUCUAAAACCGUUUUAGUGCGAGAUUAUUCAUGCCCUGAUCUGAGAACAAUAGAUUGCCAUGCGAGCAACACUUCCGUAAACAGCAUGGCCGCUAAUGAAGGCAAUACAGCAAAAUCAAUUGAGGAGGCAAAUAAUACUCCUGAAUUAAGUUUAAGAGAGAUUUUAUUUAUUGAAAGACAACGACGAGAGAUAUCAAAACAAAAUUUUCUACUUUCAUCUUCCCCUCGGUCCAUUACGCCCUCAUCGAUAUCAACGGCUCCAACAUCGCCUUUACCUCUACCAACUCUUUAUUCACAAUUCUCGCACUUUCCACACUUAGUGGACGAUCAAACUUCUCCCAAUUCAGAAAAUGAAGAUGGUGAUGAACACUGCAAGCACUCGGAUAUAUCCGUCUGCCACGAUUUAAAUGAGGACAGCGCUAUGCAGAUAACCAGCGCGGCAACAUGGAGCCAGAAAUUAGGUUGUAGUAUAGAGAAGUCGCCUUCCACACCUUCUUCGCUACAUCUGCUAUAUACAAACUUUUUACGGCGUGUGCAGCCAAUCCCGCGUAAGCACCUUUCCUCAAACACUGACGACGAAGAAGAGGAUGUAGGUGUGUGUGAUAUUAGCGGCGGUGACAUAAGCGACGAAUAUGACCGCUGUGAUGUUAUGUUGCACGAGCAAGAUUUGACCGACGCUGGUGACCAAUCACCAAUAGGUAAAAAUCUUAGUGCCGGUGGUGUUACUGGCGACAGUGUAGAAGCUGUAGCGAAGUCUGGCAUAGAACGACAACGAAAAAAUCUCUGUGAAACUUCUGAUACAGGCGGCAACCUUACGACUACCGACGAUAUUGACAAUGACUCCAGUAUGAAUCUAAUUAGUAAUUUAAGCUUUAAUAGUAGUAAUAGUAAUGCAUCGAUAGAGAAUCGUUAUAAAUUAAGUGAUAAACGCAAAAAUGCUCAAAACGUGCCAUUAGCAGUAAGUAAUCCCGAAGUGCGACCAAUUGUUGAGACGUAUACAUUGGUUACGCAUGCGCCAGCAACUCAGAAAAGUAGCAAAAGCGGCUGGCAUGGAAAAUCCUCUAAGACUGUUACUUUAUUGAAAUCAAAAACCCACAACCUCAACCCGUUCAAGGGUACCCCAGCCACAGGCGGGUCUCUCAGCUGUUCGCCCAACUCCAGCGAUUGCUCCUCGCAUUCGCCCUUGUCGACGGAUCGGUUUAAUGCGCAGCCUUCGGCCGUAAGUCGCAGUAAAUCCUUCCAAGAGCCCGGAGUUAAGCAAUACGCACGUCAAAAAAAAUACACGCGUCUUUUCCGACGCCGUUCAAAAAAACGUUCCAAUGAACAGGGUGCCACAGACACCAAAACUUCAAAAAGUGUUCGCAGUUUAGAUACAACGAGGCAAAGUAUAGAGAUCACAAUACAAGACGAGGACGGUAACUAUCAGCCAUACAACGACGACUAUUUCACAUUGAAGGAUGUUGGGAGCGGCCUUAUGCGUCGAGUCUGCACCGAUGACGAUGGAGAUUUUGAAGAGGAUUUCGAUGACGAUUUAGUAAGGCAUAUAGAAAUAGAAUCACAUACCCAGACGCGCAGUAGUGGAGCUAGCAGUCCGGCAACGUUUCAUCGGUAUUUGGACGAUCGGCCAUAUAGUGGUGCCAGCGACGACGCUGCAGGAGGUGAUAUUAGUGACGGAGGCAGCAGUCGCAGUCGUUCGCGCACUAGUGAUAACGAAGAGCACGUCUUUGGGCGGUUGUUGCGACGCAUGCAGUGCUUAUCGCUGGGGUGGCGGAAACAACGUUACUACAAGCGCAGAGCACGAAGUAUAUCAGAGGAGUUCAGUAGCGGCGACACGCCACGCUUCAAAGAUGAAGAAUCGGUCACGAAAACCGAUGCAAUGCACGCUAGUGCCGUUAGUGGGGGAAGUGGCACAUCUUCACACUAUCGUCCCGAAUCUACUUCGCACAAGUCGGAGAAGUCAGAUAAGGAUAAAACCAAAAAGGAGAAAGAAAGUGAGGAAAAGGACAUUGAAAUGAUCAAAGUUUUUGACGGCAAUAACUCAGUCAGACGUCAGCUAUAUCGGGUAAUUACUGUGCCGCGUACAUAUACCUUAGAACAACUAUUAACUACAGCGCUGCGUGCAUUCCAUAUAACCAGGGAUCCAAGCGCAUUUUAUAUGACUGACUUGUAUGCUCCAUCUGGCAUGGAGGACGCUCCACUACAGGACCCGACGCCCAUCAUAAAUUUGACACAUCUGGAAGGCAAGAGACCAGCUAUAUAUCUCAGGUUUCACGAUAAGGACAAGGGAUACGUACGUGUCUAUCCGGGUAAAUUGCAAUGCUCCCUGGAAGACCCUUUCGUUAGUGUUCCUGUUGAAAAUACUACCAUUAUUAAGGAUUUGAUUCGCGAUGCUCUAGAUAGAUUUGGCUUACAAGAUAAUCAAAUUCAAGAUUAUAGAUGUUCCGAAGUAUUGCUAGAUCGUGGUGUAACUGAGCGCAUACUAUCGUGGAAUGAACGCCCAUGGGAUAUUAUGAAACAAUUGGGCAAAGAUUCCAUCAGGCAAAUGGAAUUGAUGCGUUUUUAUAUGCAGCAUAAACAGGAUCCUCACGGUCCAAAUAUCGCACUAUUCGUUGGAAAUUUACCACCGGGCUUAUCACAACGUAACUACGAACAAACCUUGAAUAAAUAUGUUACCGACGACAACAAAUUUACCAGCAUUGGACCCAUCUACUACGAAUACGGUUCGGUAGUAUUAUCAUUCGAAGAUGCACAAAAAGCGGUUCGAGCUUUCUAUAACUUACGCGAAACUAUUAUAGAAGAUAAGAAACUCCUGGUUAUGCUAUUACCAAACAUUGAACCAAGUAUGGUCCCGCCAGAUGUGAGGCCACUACUAGUGUUUGUUAACGUAAAAUCAGGCGGUUGUCAAGGUCUUGAACUGAUAUCCAGUUUCAGAAAACUUCUCAAUCCUUACCAGGUAUUCGAUUUGGAUAAUGGUGGACCACUGCCGGGUUUAUAUGUUUUCCGGCAAAUUGCUAACUACAAGAUUUUGGUAUGUGGCGGUGACGGCACCAUCGGCUGGGUAUUGCAAUGCCUGGACAAUGUAGGACAGGAUUCAGAAUGUUCAAGCCCCCCCUGCGCUAUAGUACCUUUGGGUACUGGCAAUGAUUUGGCGCGCGUGCUUUGCUGGGGUUCUGGCUAUACGGGUGGUGAAGAUCCUUUGAAUUUGCUGCGCGACGUUAUCGAAGCUGAGGAGAUACGUCUGGAUCGUUGGACGGUUGUAUUCCAUCCGGAAGACAAGCCGGAAGAGCCUGCACUGAAGGCGCCCUCAAAUACAACGGGUAAGAAGAAGAAGGCUCACCAAGCACAUCUAUCGCAACAAACAAAUCAGCAUCAUCAAUUACCGGCCAUUACAUCGACUGAAAUAUCAGGUGGUGGAGCCCAGAAUGAGGACAAUUCACAAAUUUUUGUUAUGAAUAACUAUUUCGGUAUUGGCAUUGAUGCCGAUCUUUGCCUAGAUUUUCACAAUGCACGCGAGGAAAAUCCCAACAAAUUCAAUUCCCGUCUACACAAUAAAGGUUAUUAUGUUAAAAUGGGCUUAAGAAAGAUUGUUGGACGUAAGACAGUUAAAGAUCUGCAUAAAGAACUAAAAUUGGAAGUUGAUGGUAAAGUCGUUGAACUGCCACCUGUUGAGGGGAUAAUUAUUUUGAAUAUUUUAAGUUGGGGCAGCGGUGCCAAUCCCUGGGGUCCGGAUAAGGAUGAUCACUUCUCUAGUCCAAAUCACUACGAUGGUUGGUUGGAGAUUGUUGGUGUUACAGGUGUUGUACACUUAGGACAAAUACAGUCCGGAAUACGAACAGCAAUGAGAAUUGCACAGGGGGCUCAUAUAAAAAUUCAUUUAUACUCGGAUAUGCCAGUUCAAGUCGAUGGAGAACCUUGGGUACAGAGUCCUGGCGAUGUUGUCGUGUUGAAAUCUGCUCUAAAGGCCACGAUGCUAAAAAAGAACAAGAGCAAAAUUAAGCGACGAAACACGGAGCCAACCAUGGCACUCACCGGGACAACACCGCAACUCUCCCUGGCGCCAACAGUUGUGUUGGCAACUGCCAGUGAUACCAGCACAGGUGACACAGACACUGAAAAUGCGCCAAAUAAUACAGAUUUCUGAAUAUGGUACAGUGAGCGUUUGAUUUAACGUGCUAAUUGAUUUUGAUAGUUUUUUUGGAAGGCAUACAAAUAUGACUGCUGUUUUGUUUUGUAUUUGUAAUAUAAGUACCUAUAAUUAUAUGAGAUAUUUUUUAAAUAUUUAUGCGUAUUAAAGAACAAACAUUCCAAAUGAAAAGUUUGGUGCACUUUUUACUAACACGAAAUGUGUAGUUACGAAGUGCUUUAAUUCUUACCACAUUAAUAAAUAUUAAUUAGUUUGUCCACUGAAAAUCAAUAGAUAUAUUCAGACUAAGCUUUUUAUCGCAGUGUAUUGUAAUUCGGUGAGAUUAGCCGUACAUUUUGUUUGUAAUUAUUACCAAAAAUAAAAAGCAAGACUGAAAUUACCGAAUAACAAUUUACAACCGCAAAGAGCUCAGUCUCAAUUAGCCUAAUAAUAAAGAAAAGAACUUAUUCCACGUUAAAACACAGACCCGCUAACAUAGUGCAUCCUAGUUAAACGCCUUAAGGUUUUAUACAUCUCAUGUAUUUUAAAUGGACCAAAGAUUUGAUAAGCCACACAAAGGAUUCGGAACAUCAUCAUCUUGACCGUAAAUGACUGCAUUUCCAAGCAUUCAACUUGCUCGACAAUUACCCAUGUGGAAUACAAACGCCUCUAAUGCAAAUACAGCCCAACUUUUGCAAAAAAAAACUUUGCAAACAAAAUUGUUAGUUUGAAAUUAUUGUAACAAAAAUAUUGGCAGAAGAAUGUCAAUUUAAAUAACAAGUGCUCGAAAUGUAUUACUUAUUCUAUAACGUAACUUAUUUUGUCAAAAUACUGACGCAUACGAGUAUAUCUUAAAGCAAAGUUUUGCAGUAAUAUAAUUUAAAGAAAAAUUAAAGCCUGCUUCUUUAGUACGUUAAAUACAAAUCGCUCUCUGUCUUCUAUUCAUUUCGUAAAUAUUAUCCUACAUGCCACACAGUUAUUAUAUGUACAUAUGUAGUGGAAAAGUUUCUAAACAAACUAAGAAACAGGAAGGGCCGGUCUGCAUUCAUACGAAUAUGGCACUUUAUAAAUAUUCAAAAUGAGAAAAAAAAAAACAAUUGGAGAGGAUAAACUUAAAAAAUGUCUCCGUCGCAAAAACUAAUAAAGUAAAAUAUCACAAGACAGAUUGAUGUUGAGGAUUAAAAACAACAACAACAGCACUCAGCAACCAAAAAAAAAAUCAUUAUGAAAAUUAGGACGACCCAAGAUAAUGUUAGAAUUAAACUAAAUCUACCAAAAUGAUAAAAGAAAAAUAUUUGAAAACAGGAGAGGAAACAAUUUGACAUUGAAGAAGCGAAACUGGUCAAAUUUAUUGAGUCGCUUGCUAUUGCUGGGAGUUUAAAUGCAUUAAAUAUCGGAAUGAAGUAUUAUUUCCAUUCAUGCCAAAAUUUUGAAAUUGGUGUUAACCUUAAUUUGACGUUAAUUUAAUUAAUUAAUCAUUCCGGCCAGCAUUGCGAUAAGUCAGUGAAAAACCACUAAUUAAUAUCAAAGAAAUUCCAAUGUAUGAACCCAAACACUUUUAAAAUCAAAUAUGUAAUUUUAGUGGAAGCAAACGUUUAAAGGUUCCGUUGAUUUUUAUUCGACCUUUAGAACCCUUUGUUGUUAAUUGUUUGAUAUCAUUUAGUAAAAUAAUUCAGUAGCAAAGCUUAUCUCAUUCGUUGAUUUAUAAGUUAACGGUAUAAAAAUAUUAAAAAUAAGGAGUAUAUUUUUUACAAUAUAUGUUUGUACAUAUAUGUUAAUUUUUCCCCCUUAAAAUAUUGAAAAACAUAUUAUUGUCCAUAACUUGAGUAAAAAUUCAUUUUUGUGUACUUAAAAUUAGUACUCGUUGAAAAACAAAAAAAAAUAAACUCAAUACUAAAAUUUAAAUUAAUUUCAAAAUUGUACGCUCUAAGUGCAGAAAAUUGCUACCCAAACUUUUUUUUUUUAAAGUUUAUAAAUAUUGCACAUUCAUUGAGGAUAUCACCAAAAUUUGAGAUGUAAUACGAAUUCACUUUUAAGACUAAUAGAAAUAAUGUCAAUGUGAAAUAUUUGAUAAAGUUGAAAAGGAAAUGCUUUUUAUAAAGCGAAAAAAGUUUGGAGAUAUUUAAGGUGGGCUGCUUGUUGAGAUAAAUUGUGUAUUAUAAAUACAAAUAGAAAUAUGUGCUAAAUAUAAAAGUGGUAGUCUGAUGAUGCAAUUGGUAGUAAUUUUCUACAUUAUUGUUUACAAUAUAAAAUGGAAAAAUUGAAACAAUAAAUAUUGUGCAAAUGCACCACCAAUGUGGUUGAAAUUAAUGUAAGAAAAUAAAGCCAUAAUUGCAAGCUAAAGGAAAUGAAGAGAUUAAGAAAAUGAAAAAGAAGUUAGUCGAAGCAUAUGACGACACUUAUGCAAACUACAAUAGCAAAAUGUAUGAGAAACAUUCUUAAAGUUAUUGAUAUUUCUUUUUAUCUGUAUAAGGUAGACCUAGCAUUUAUUUCAAAGGAAAUGUAAAAAUCUAAAGAUUGCUGUCUAAGCGUCACGGAACUCAGACAACAGUGCUUUAGCAUCCCUAUUUACAUCACAAAGAAACAUACAUAUAUACAGGUCUAAUUUAUCUUAUUCAAAACCACAGUACAGAAAAACCAGAUCUUAAGAAGAAAAAAUCAAAUGAAGUACAGUGAUAAAUCGCCUUGACCUGCUACGAUUAGGGGCUCAGUGAAUGCGGUAUAAUCAGCACCUCAUAAGAAUUCCGUGAACAACACUGGUCGUUACACGCUGCAGACGCUCGUCGAUUUUACAACGUGUCCUGGACUUUAACAGCAUACAGGCAAUGCAAGGAAAAAACAUAAAAUUUAGGGUUAUAUAUAUUAUUAAUACAAUAAGCAUUAAAUAAUCUUGCAUUCAACUGCUGACAAUUGCAGGACACAUUGUUAGCUAAGUGUGUGGGGAUCAAACAUUCGAUUAACUGCAUUCACAAAAAAUCUGCAGCUGGUAGGUGAUUUUGAAACAAAAUUAAAAAAAACUAGUAAUGUAAAAUUAAUAAAUAAAAUUAAGAACAAAAACUGUUAAUUUCAUAUAUUUUAGCUUAAAAUAUGGAAAAACACUCCUCUAAAAAGCUGAAUAAAUACUUACAAAACAUGCAAAUAUUUAAAGGAAUCCAAAACAUAAAUACCAAUAAAAAUUGGGCUACAAAAACUAAAUUAAAUAUUAGAAAUUGAUGUAGUGUUUAGUAAUAAGUGAUAAAACCAAUUAUGGAAGAAAAUACUAAAUACUUAAAGAAAUAAAUUGAAGCAGAGCAAAUUAUAAAAUACAA